This is a messenger RNA of Triticum aestivum (bread wheat), 2298 nucleotides long. Its product is annotated as wall-associated receptor kinase 2-like. Gene Ontology annotation, cellular component: plasma membrane. Gene Ontology annotation, molecular function: protein serine/threonine kinase activity; calcium ion binding; ATP binding. The record is from RefSeq and is a predicted model, not a curated record. Gene Ontology annotation, biological process: protein phosphorylation; cell surface receptor signaling pathway. The transcript is spliced from 3 exons. Bases 1 to 2298 code for a protein of 765 amino acids. Lineage: Eukaryota; Viridiplantae; Streptophyta; Magnoliopsida; Poales; Poaceae.
AUGACUAGCUACGCGCCUAGCCCUGGCUUGUACCUGGCCACCAAUCCAAUGGACACUACUGUCGCGGUCGUGUCGCUCCUGUUUCUUCAGCUCCUAGUGACAGCACUGGCCGCUCCGAUCGCCCUGCCUGGUUGUCCGGAGACCUGCGGCGACAUCACCGUUCCCUAUCCAUUCGGCACCCGCGAUGGCUGCUUCCGGCAGGGCUUCGACCUCAUCUGCGACGAGACGCGCCAUCCGCCAAAGCUGUCCCUGGGCGGUGACCAUGGCGCGGAGGUGGUCGGCAUCUCGUUGCCGGACGGCACAGUGCGGAUCCGCACCAGGAUUCUCGACACGAGCUCCCUCCAGCAGCUGAACGGCACGUGGUCCGCCGGCCUGCGGCCCGGCGGGCCCCUGGCGCUGUCGGCCAGGCACAACCGCUUCGUCGCCAUGGGAUGCAACCUCCUCGCCAACCUCGUGGCGCACGACACGUUAUACUCCGCCAGCGACCGCAUCGGCGUCUGCGCGGCGCUCUGCGUGUCCCUCUCCGCGCUGCCGCCGCCGAGGGACGCCUCCUCCGCCUCCUGCUCCGGCGUCGGCUGCUGCCAGACGCCCGUCGCGCGGGGCCUCUCGUCCUACACCAUCCAGCUCAACGACCUAGCCCAGCGACCUGCGGCUGCCGCUGCCUCCCCACUACUAGUGCACGCGGUAGCGUUCAUCGCUGACCAGAGGUGGUUCAGGGGCCAGCAGGACGCGCUGAAGAAGAACUUCCUCGACGAUCCGCGGAAGCUGGUCGAUUCGACGGUGGUUCCAACGGUGUUGGAAUGGUCGCUCCACGUGGACGCCGACCAGGAUAUGUUCCUGUAUGAUCCCGGUGUCUCCCAGUGGAAAAGAUGCAUCAGCGUGAACAGCGUCGUUGUCGAUGCCGUCAAUGGAAAUGCUUUCGACAGAACACGGUGCAACUGCUCAAGAGGAUACGAGGGGAACCCCUACAUCGCCGAUGGAUGCCAAGAUAUCAACGAGUGCCUCCGACCAAAAGUUUAUCCCUGCAAUGGUACCUGUAUCAAUAUGCAAGGGACAUACGGAUGCUCAGCAAAGAAAAACAUCAUUAACUUAGCAGGUCCAUUUACCUUAACAACAAUUGUUGUUGGUUUUGGCCUACUGUUUUCACUCCUAGGUGUUGCCCAAGUCACGAAAAAACUCAAGAAACGAAGAGCCAAGAAAUUUAGACAGAAGUUCUUUAGGAAAAACCAUGGAUUGCUUCUGCAACAGUUGAUCUCUUCAAACAAAGAUAUAGCCGAAAAGAUGAAGAUUUUCAGCUUACAAGAGCUAGAGCAAGCAACCAACAAAUUUGACCACAAUCGGAUCCUUGGUGGCGGUGGGCAUGGCACGGUGUAUAAAGGCAUCUUAUCUAAUCAACGUGUCGUGGCCAUCAAGAAGGCCAAAAAUGUCAUGCAGAGGGAAAUUGAUGAGUUUAUAAAUGAGGUUGUCAUACUUUCACAAACAAACCAUAGGAAUGUGGUGAAGCUCUUUGGUUGCUGCCUCGAGACAGAAGUUCCUCUGCUAGUUUAUGAGUUCAUAUCAAAUGGAACUCUCUCGUCUUAUCUCCAUGGCCAACUUGAGAACCAUUUGUCAUGGAAAGAUCGAUUGAGGAUUGCACUGGAAACUGCCAAGGCUAUUGCAUAUCUACACUCAGCUGCUUCCAUAUCAGUAUACCACAGAGAUAUCAAAUGUGCCAAUAUACUACUUACUGAUACUUUAACAGCAAAAGUAUCAGACUUUGGAGCUUCGAGGUCAAUUACAAUAGACGAAACAGGAAUACUUACAGUCGUCCAAGGAACCUAUGGUUACCUUGAUCCCGAAUACUACUACACUAGUCGACUGACGGAGAAGAGUGAUGUUUACAGCUUUGGUGUCAUCCUAGCAGAGCUACUAACGGGGGUUACACCAGUUUUUUCUUCUCAUUCAUCGGAAGCCACAAGCCUAGCAUCACACUUUGUAUCACUAAUGAGAGACAAUCGUCUAUUAGCUAUUCUAGAUACACAAAUUGUUCUUGAAGGAGGAGUUGAAGAUGUUGAGGUGGUUGCAAGACUUGCACAUGCAUGCUUAAGCUUAAAAGGGGAAGAAAGACCAACAAUGAGGCAAGUUGAGACAAUACUUGAAGAUGUGCAGAGCUCAAAUAUCCAUCACAAUUCUCAGACAAUAAGAGUGAGCCAGAGUCCUCUAAAAGACCAGCCAUGGAAGGGGGGAAAUGGUGGGGAAGGAACUAGAGUAUAUAGCUUGGAAAAGGAGUUCAUCCAUUCAUUGGAAAUUCCAAGAUGA